AGUGGCUGUGCAAUCCGACCUUGGAAUGUUUGCUCUGAAAGCUGGGCGACAGACUAGCCACCAUGCAUUUCAGCGGAGAGCGUAUGCGACCGUUGAUGCUGUCAAAGAAGGCAAACACGUAGCUACAGUGACUCCUCCGUGGUCAAGGCGAUUCGAACUUCACGACGAGGAUGAGAAAGACACUGUCGGCCCCGCCCGGCGUACAGUUUGUAUCCGCAUGUCCAGAACGCUCGCAGGCGGGAUGGUUGACGCGUUUGCUGUUGUUCGUGGGGUGGAGCGCAAAUUUGGGCGGAUACGUGAAUACCGGUUUAUACGGGAUGGAGAAGUGAACUCCGAGUACCAGAUGUUGUGUUGGGCUGCAUUUCAGUCUGAAGACUCAAUGAGCCUUAUUCCAGAGAAGGGUAUCAUCAUGAAUGUCCCGGCUGCAACGCAAGAUCCUACUAUUCCUGAAGGGGGCCCGGGGCUUGAACACCUUCAAGGUCUAUUUGACGUGAAGGAUGUAAAUUCUUCCAGUCCCCCAACAUACUCUGCCGAAGGCUCUUCAACACAGCCGAGAUUGAUCGAACUCAAUGUUCAGCGAGCUGUGACUUACGUUUCAACUGGAGACAACACUCCAUUAAACAUCACGAAGGGUAAAAAGAUUGCAAUAGGACACAGCUUCUAUGAGUGGGGAGGCUUCUAUCCUCUGAAGCCUCUUUAUACGUCAUCCCCCUUCACUUCGCCAUCCGAAGAACCGCCGCCCACUCCAGACCACGAGCAAAUGCGCAUUGCGCUGAACAAGUGGACCACGGAAGUGCAAGCAGAUAUUCAAACAGACGUGUCAGCGGAUUCAGAAUCACCUAGUGAUUCAUCGACAUCAACGAUGUUGUCUCAGAGGAGUCGAAGGAGGACUAGACGCGAGGUGGAAUCCUGGGUACCACUAUCGGCGCCACAACCAACAAAACCGGCUCUGCCACCUCCUGACGCCAUCACUCUCAAAAAGCGCACAAUGCCCAAGACUUUGCAGCCUUCAACGCCUAAGAUUUCGCGCAAAGAACGUUUGCUCGAACAGGCUCGGAUCCAAGCUCGCGAACGGGUCCUACAGCAGGUUGCGCUACGUGCCAGAGAAACCGAAUCUGCUGACCUCGAAAAUCCAAAUCCGGAGACACUAAGGGAGAGUGUCGAGGCCUUUAUGAAGGAUUCUAAAGUUGAUGUAGAAUUGCCAGGCGAUGCGACGGAUGGCUUUGAGUCUGAAGUCAUACUAAAGGCAAGGGACAAACCAAUGAGCGAGAGCCAGGCCUCCCCCGCGAAGGAAAAGUUGUGGAACUUGGUUGGGAAGUGGUUCUGAUCGACACUUGGCAAUACAGAGCUUUUGUGUUGUCAAAUCGUAGCGGCGGCUGAGCUGCCAGUCUGACUCCCUUGGCCAGUCAAUUGCUUUAUUUGAUUCCUUCUCCUGAUGGCUUGUACACAACGUUCCACGAUUUGUGCAAUACAUAUCUCUACUCGUUCCUGGUACCCGACCGGCAUUCAGAGUCAUGUUCAGCACCCUUACAGCAACCUAGACUCCAGCUUCUCCCAAGCCCCUUCAGACAUACACGGAAACGGCCUUCUGGUCAACGCGAUCCAGCCUGUCCUGUUCAUGUAAAAUCUCCUUGGCUUUAGUCCGCCUGACGCCUUUUGUGUUUG
Molecule: messenger RNA, 1665 nt
Organism: Suillus subalutaceus
Lineage: Eukaryota; Fungi; Basidiomycota; Agaricomycetes; Boletales; Suillaceae
Exons: 4
Coding region: 26-1327 (433 amino acids)
Source: RefSeq, a predicted model, not a curated record